Messenger RNA from Anoplopoma fimbria (sablefish), 2908 nucleotides. It is a transcript of the gene dbnlb, whose product is annotated as drebrin-like b. NCBI's taxonomy places the organism in Eukaryota, Metazoa, Chordata, Actinopteri, Perciformes, Anoplopomatidae. The record is from RefSeq and is a predicted model, not a curated record. Gene Ontology annotation, molecular function: actin filament binding. The transcript has 15 exons. The coding region runs from base 295 to 1797 and encodes 500 amino acids. Gene Ontology annotation, biological process: positive regulation of axon extension; regulation of actin filament polymerization; positive regulation of dendritic spine morphogenesis. Gene Ontology annotation, cellular component: plasma membrane; site of polarized growth; actin filament.
CCGAAAUUUAUUUAUUUUUUUACUCACUUUACCACAGUGAGAGUUAUUUGCAUCGAAAUAAGUACACAAAAAAUUGUAUUGCGCAGAGUUAAAAUCCAAACGCAAACUAGCUCCGUGCUCGCGGGGUGUCGCGAUGCUCAAUAUGCAGGAUACCGCGGCUAACACGUAGCCACCGGCUAGCUGUACUAGUUCACUGCCGUGUCGCGCUGCUGAAGCUCAGCAUCAUCGCCGCUCCUCCCAAUAGGAAGGGCGCAUCCCGGAUAGCUAGCUGGCUAGCUGUACUCCGCAUAAACGAUGGCAGUAAACCUCAGCAAAAACGGCCCUGCAUUAACAUCUGCGUUCAAAGAAGUGGUCGAUGAAAAAUCAAACACGAACUGGGCCUUGUACACCUACGAGGGAAACAGUAAUGAUAUCCGUCUGGCAGAAAAGGGAGAUGGAGGACUGGAGGAGCUGGUUGAGGAGUUGAAUAGUGGAAAAGUGAUGUAUGCCUUCUGCCGGGUCCUGGAUCCAAAUUCUGGCCUGCCUAAAUAUGUCCUCAUCAACUGGACUGGAGAAGGAGUGAAAGACGCAAGGAAAGGAUUAUGUGCAAAUCAUGUCAGCGCCAUGGCCAAUUUUCUUAGGGGGGCCCAUGUCACAAUAAACGCCAGAGCAGACGAGGACGUGGAGCCUGAGGUGAUCAUGCAAAAGGUGGCCAAAGCCUCUGGAGCCAACUACAGCUUCCACAAAGAAGCUCCCAGCCGCUUCCAGGACAGCGGCCCUCAGGGUCCCGUGGGCUCAGUGUACCAGAAGACCAACGCUAUGUCUGAAAUCAAGAAGACCAACAAAGACAACUUCUGGGCUCAAGCAGAGAAAGAUGAGGAGAAACGUCGCGUGGAGGAGCGGCACAAGGCAGACGAAGAGCGCCAGCACCUGGAGAAGGAGAGGAAAGACAGAGAGGCCAAGGAGGCAGUGCAGAGGGACAAAAGGGACAAGGAGAGGGCCACUCAAAUCGACCAACAAAAGAAAUACCAGCAGCAGCAGGACGGCGAGAGUAAAGACCAGGAGAAACGCUCGGAGGAGCAGGAGGAGAACCAGGCAGCCCAGACGAAAGCUGUCAAGAGAGGUGAAUCUGUGGAAAAGGCCAAUGAGGCGGCUUCUCUCAUCUCUCAGCGUUCUGUGAACCCCAGAGAGAUGUUCAAGCAGAGAGAGAGGGGAAUAACUCCCAGUGACUCAGAGGUUCCCCCAGCUGCCCCAGCUGCCCCAGCUGCCCCAGCUGCCCCUGCUGCCCCUGCUGCCCCUGCUGCCCCUGCUGCCCCUGCUGCCCCUCCCAGCCCCCAGCCAGGGCGUCUGCAAAGCCCUUUUCUGUCUAAGCCAGGGUAUGAAAGUGAGCCAGCCAGCUCACCUCAGCGCCAAGCUUCUCCUGUGCCAGCAGGCUCCGCCUCUCCUGUCCGUGCCACAGAGCCUGAUGUGGAUGAUGGACAGUCCAGGUGUGAGUAUGAUGAGCAGGAGGUGACACCAGAGGAGCCGUGUGAAGAGAAGACGAUUGCUGCCAACUCCUACAUCCAAGAGGCAGUUUAUGAAGAGCCCCCUCAGGUGGAGGAGAAUAACUCUUGUGAGGUGACUGCUGAGGAGACACCAGACAAAGGAACCUGUGCCAGAGCCUUGUAUGACUACCAGGCUGCUGAUGACACAGAGAUCUCAUUCGAUCCCGACGAUAUCAUCGCUGGGAUCGAGAUGAUAGACGAGGGCUGGUGGAGGGGCUACAGCCCAGAUGGCCAUUUUGGAAUGUUCCCAGCAAAUUACGUGGAGCUUAUCUAGCCCAGCCCCCCCCCACACACACCCAGAUCAUCACACUGGUAGCCCCAGAUGACAUCUGCAGCAGAACAACACACAAGUGAGCUGAUCAGACUGAAACGGAGUAAAUCAUGGACCAAUGAACCGAUGGUAAUCGUGGGCCAGAAGUAUUUGAGAUCUUGUUUUUUUCAAUAAAGCAAUUCUAUUAUAUUGUUGAUGUUGUGAGCAACUGAUGGCAUAUUUUAGGGAUUUGUGAAGACCCAUAGUCGGACCAAUGCUCCCACUUCCCCCCCCCAAAUUACAUCUCUUCCUAUAAAUGUGAUGCAGUACAAAAUCAGCCUUUGUUAAGUCUUUAAUUCAGCAGUAACAGGACUUCUAGUUCACAUUCCUUUCAAAGUGACUUCCGUUCUAUUUCAGGUAUAAUUUUGUUGUUACUUGUAGCAAAUUUUUCCUGUACGUUUCAGGAAAAACAAAAGCAAAUCAAAGAUGGCGGUACCAGCUACAGUAUAAUCCUUUGCCUUGUUUUUGCCUUUCUUUACCGGCAGACUGAACUUUACUUUUUUUAUGUGAUUGAUCCUGUGUGAAUUCCAAACCAUGUUUUAGUACUGAUCUCACUGUGGUUGAAGUGAAUAUUAAAAAAAAAAAAAAAAAAAAAUCUGAUUAUGUUUGCUGUGCUCUGGGUGGGUUUAGUGGGGAACGCAUAAAACGCCCUUUAACUGUGACUUUUUAUUGUUUUCAUUCCUUUGUCAUCUGAACCAGAUUAUUUCAACAUAUUUUACUUUUCAGGGAAAGGCUAAAGAAAAUAAAACUAAGUCAGCAUUAUUUUUAUUUUUGUGAAUCUCGCUGGUCUGAGGUUGAAUUUGAGUGCAUAAAAGAUCUCUAAAAAUCAUUAAUUUGUGCUGUUACCGUGCCACAACGACGGGAAGUUAAUGCAGUGACAUUUGAAUUGAAAAAUUGCAUGUUCACUGUUAUCAUUCAACAAAAUUCUUGCUCUUUUAAGCUUUGAGGUCAGUCUAUAAAAUGAAAAUGAAUUAUAAUGACUAGAAAAGGGUGUCAUGUAUCCAUUGCAUUAUUGUUUGUUUUUCCAGAGUAUAUUGUAAUGCACAGACAUUCUUCAUAAUAAAAUAAAUAACUA